AUAAACUAUCUUUAAUUGAGCCAAAAUUUAAAUACAAUUACUAAUGGUUGUAUUUUCAAUUUGUAAUGUUUCUCUAUUGCUUUUCGAGAUAAAAAUUAUGUCCUCUUGCCAAAUUGCUGUAUUUUGGAAAAUAAAAUAAAAAUUGACCAAGAAAAGAAAUAAAAAGAGAGGAUUAAAGAUGCUAAGCCUGAGAAUAAGUGACUCGCUGGAAUAAUGAUGGAGAUUCGGAUGAUGAGUGCAAUGUGGUGUUGGAUGAGCAUACUGCUGCUGCUGCUGUUACUAACACUCUCAAAUGGUGUAGAAGGUACUGGACGUCUGAAGAGGCCCCUUGUUGUUAAUUUUGGAGACUCGAAUUCAGAUACUGGAGGGGUGCUAGCUGGUACUGGACUUCCCAUUGGCCUGCCGAAUGGUAUUACAUUCUUCCACAGGGGCACAGGCCGAUUAGGCGAUGGUCGUCUUAUAAUUGACUUCUUCUGUGAGCACCUGAAGUUGAACUACCUGAGCCCAUACUUGGAUUCACUGUCACCAAAUUUUACCAGCGGUGUUAACUUUGCUGUCUCGGGUGCAACCCUGCUGCCAAAGUUUGUUCCUUUUGCUUUGAGUGUCCAAGUUCGUCAGUUCAUUCACUUCAAAAAUCGAUCACUUGAGCUCCUUUCACUUGGAUCCAGGGACUUGAUCGACGAAGAAGGGUUCCGCAGAGCACUUUAUACGAUUGACAUUGGACAAAAUGAUCUUCUAUUGGCCCUUUAUGCAUCAAAUAUAACAUAUGAUCCUGUUGCUCAAAAAAUCCCAUCCUUUCUUGAAGAAAUUAGGUUGGCUGUGCAGGUAAGCUCUCAACUUUACCAAUAUGGUGGGAGAAAAUUUUGGAUCCAUAACACAGGGCCCUUAGGCUGUCAACCCAAAGAACUUGCCCUGCAUCCCCACAAAAGCAGUGACCUUGAUCGCGUGGGAUGUCUUCGUGUACAUAACCGAGUUGCAAAAACCUUCAAUAAGGGGCUCCGCACACUGUCUGAGGAUCUAAGAUCGGUGUACAAGGAUGCUGUCAUUGUUUAUGUUGAUGUAUAUUCUGUCAAAUACAGUCUCUCUGCCAACCCUGAAAAAUAUGGAUUCAAAAACCCAUUUGCAGCUUGCUGUGGUCAUGGGGCUCCAUACUUCUACGACAGAAACGCAACAUGUGGGCAGCCAGGUUACAGCAUAUGCAGCAAUGUAUCACAGUCCAUAGUUUGGGAUGGAGUUCAUUAUACUGAAGCUGCUAAUUGUGUAGUAGCUGCAAGAAUACAGUCAGGAGUUUAUUCUAGCCCGAAAAGUAAGCUUGAGCAAUUCUGGAACUAACCCCUGAUUUGCACUAAUAUAGGCUAUUACUAGAGUGAGUACAUUGAAUGUUUGCUUAAUCAUUUCUUGAAGUGGGAUUGAGCAGGAAAUUUAAAGAAAAACUUUGUAGUUUGGAA
Chenopodium quinoa (quinoa) is the source of this 1448-nucleotide messenger RNA. Its product is annotated as GDSL esterase/lipase At3g62280-like. Bases 214 to 1332 code for a protein of 372 amino acids. Gene Ontology annotation, molecular function: hydrolase activity, acting on ester bonds. NCBI's taxonomy places the organism in Eukaryota, Viridiplantae, Streptophyta, Magnoliopsida, Caryophyllales, Amaranthaceae. The record is from RefSeq and is a predicted model, not a curated record. The transcript is spliced from 5 exons.